AUGGGGAAUGCUGAUCUUGACAAUGUGUCAGAUUGGCUACAAGCGGUGAAUAUGCUCCCUUCUUUAUUGGAGCUACACCUACGUAAAUGUGGACUUGUAAGUCUUCCGCAGUCUAUUUCCUUCAUCAACUUCACUUUGCUUUCAGUCCUUGAUCUCUCUGGCAACAACUUUAAAUCCCCAAUACCUUGUUGGUUGUCAAAUGUGAGUGGCCUUUCGAUACUAAAUAUUGCAAACAAUUACCUUCAUGGUGCCAUUCCUGAUGCAUUUGCUAAUUUGUACUCCCUAAAAGAGUUGGAUCUUUCAGGGAAUGGACAGAUUGAAGGUCUACUACCAGCUGGUCUGGGAAAUCUCACCAAUUUGCAUACUUUGUCUUUACGUAGAAACAAUGUUACCGGUGUAAUACCAAAAUCAUUUGCCAACCUCUGCAACUUGCGAACGUUUGAUCUCGAGUUGAACAAUAUAGGUGGGGAGGUGACUGAGCUUGUGCACGGCUUGUCUCAAUGUUCUAACAGCAACCUAGAAUCAUUAUACUUGAGUGGUAAUGAAUUACUUGGGGGAAACAUGCCCUACUCAUUGGGAGAGUUGAAGAAUUUGAAAUCAAUUGAGCUCAAGCACUGUUCUUUUUGGGGCUCAAUUCCCGAUUCUAUUGGGAACUUGUCAUCCCUAGAAAUACUUGACCUUCAGUACAACCAGAUGAAUGGAAGCAUUCCCGAAAGCAUUGGGAAGCUAUCAAAGAUUCUAUCGUUGGAUUUGGGCAAUAAUUCUUGGAACGGUGUCUUAAAUGAAGCACAUUUUCAGAACCUCUCUCGAUUAGAGCGGUUGGAUUUGUCAUCAGAUUUGUCUAAAAGUACAUUGGCUUUAGAAGUACAUCAGGACUGGGUUCCUCCUUUCAAGCUACGGUAUGUUGACCUGCAUAAGGUACAUAUUGGACCAUGGUUUCCUACAUGGCUUCAAACUCAAGAUGAAAUCUGGUUCCUUAACCUCAACAAUGUUGGCAUUUCUGACACUAUUCCACAUGGCUUUUGGAAUUCAUGCUCGAGUAUCACCAAUUUGAGUAUGUCUGGUAACAAGCUAUACGGACAGGUACCAUGCUUUCAAAUUCUCCCUUCGGCCAAUUACAUCGAUUUGAGUUCCAAUAAGUUUGAGGGUCCCCUCCCACUUUGUUUUAGUAAUUUGAGCCAGAUAUAUCUAAAUGAUAAUAUGUUUUCUGGGCCCAUCCCUGAGAACAUAGGUGAACUACUACCUAGGUUAUCUCAUUUGGACCUUUCUUCAAAUUUUGUUGAUGGAAAAAUUCCCCUUUCUAUUGGAAUGCUGAAAAAUUUGACAGCUCUUAGUUUGAGAAACAAUACGCUAUCCGGGCAUCUCCCUCCUUGUUGGGAGGAUUUACAAUACUUAUACUUCUUGGAUAUAGCAAAUAAUAAUAUAUCUGGAAGUAUUCCAAUCUCAAUGCAAAAUUUGACUUCACUUUCUGUGUUAUCAUUGCACCAAAAUCAUUUUGAAGGAAAGUUCCCUUCUUUCUUUAGAAACUACAAACAAUUGCGAAGCCUCGAUGUUUCAAGAAAUAGAUUUUUUGGAAACCUACCAACAUGGAUAGGAGAAAACUUACCCUAUCUAUUACGCUUGAACCUUAGGUCAAACUUCUUUAGUGGGCACAUACCUCAACAAUUAUGUCUUCUGGUUGGUCUUCGAAUUUUAGACCUUGCACAUAAUGAGUUUUCAGGAGGAAUCCCUCCAUGUCUGGGGAACUUUACUGAUGCUGACAAAGUGUUUCGAAGUGUCUUUUUUGUUGAGAAAAUGUCGGUGGUUUCAAAGGGAAGAGACUAUUUGUAUCAUUCGACUCUAGAUCUUGUUUAUUCCAUAGACCUUUCAUGCAAUAAUCUAUCAGGCGAAAUACCUGAUACCAUAACAAGUUUUUCAAGUUUGGUCAGUUUGAAUUUGUCAAUAAAUCAUUUGAAUGGAGGGAUUCCUGAGAAUAUUGAAAAUCUGAAUGCCUUAGAAUCGCUUGAUCUCUCGAGAAAUGCGAUUUCUGGUUCUAUCCCCGACAGUUUAGCUUCUUUGAACUUCUUAAGCCACUUAAAUUUAUCAUUCAACAACUUGUCUGGAAAAAUUCCACAUGGGAAUCAACUUCAAACACUCAAUGACCCUUCUAUCUAUCAAGGCAACUCUUUACUUUGUGGUCAUCCUCUUCUGACAAAGUGCUUGUGGGAUGAAACUGAACCUGGUCAUGUAGCACCGAUUGAUGAUGGCGAGGUGGACGAAAAUAAUGAAGAUGGAACUGACUCACUAUGGUUCUACGCUAGUGUGGUGGUUGGUUUUGUUGUUGGAUUUUGGGGAGUUUGUGGGACCCUUAUUGUUAAAACAUCAUGGAGGCUCGCUUACUUUCGGAUGUUUGAUAAUUUGAAAAACAAGAUUGCUAUUUUCUUUACAGAGGAAGUUGGGGAGUAG
Juglans regia (Persian walnut) is the source of this 2445-nucleotide messenger RNA. Its product is annotated as receptor-like protein EIX2. The record is from RefSeq and is a predicted model, not a curated record. NCBI's taxonomy places the organism in Eukaryota, Viridiplantae, Streptophyta, Magnoliopsida, Fagales, Juglandaceae. Bases 1 to 2445 code for a protein of 814 amino acids. Gene Ontology annotation, molecular function: protein binding. The transcript has a single exon.